UAAAUUGAAACCACGUCUAUGGUUGUAAGUUGGAACCUUCCUCUGAUAAUUUUCUAAACUGGAACAAACUUAGCGCGUUAGGGUUGCUGUCCGGACCGUAUUUAUUGUUACACGCCGUCAGAAACUGUCAUGGCAUCCGGAUACAUUGUAAGUCGUGGUGUGCUAACGUUUGGAAUUCACUAUCAUCAUGUUUGUAGAAAUGUACUCCUUACACAGACCCGAGAGAAGAAGCGAUGGAUGAAAGCAUACACUCUUUUGAUGGAAAGAAAGUUGAAGAUAGAAGGGCUUCCACCACCCAAGCCACGCUCUCAAAAACCUAACUGGGACUACCAUGCAGAAGUCCAGGCAUUCAGCAGCCGCCUUAAAGAAAACUUCUCCCCAGAGCUCCUGAAGACAGCCUUUGUGAACCCCUGUUACAUUCAGUCAGAGAAAGAGAGGAGGCAGGCACUCGGCGUGGACUCUGAAACGGCUGCUCUGGUCCUGGGAGACAACAUUCAGCUGAACACACAGGGCUUGGAGUUCACCAAAAGCUUCCUGUCUGACUGGUGCAGGGCCAGCUUCCCUAGCCUGCCCAGCAAAGGAGUGGUUGCCAUUGUCAGCCACCUGACCAGUCAUCCAGUAGUUUGCCAUGUGGCGCGGAACCUCGCCAUCGAGGACCUAACUAUGAGCGCUCAAUUCCCUGUCCCUGAUGAAGUAUUGCACAGUACGUUCCUCGCUGUGAUCGGAGCACUCCAGGAGAGCAGUGGAGCUGAGAGAGCAGGCCUUUUCCUUCGGGAUUUCCUGGUCACCCAGUUGGUAGGUAAAGACCUAUUUGAAAUGUGGUCGGUGGUGAACCCCAUGGGGCUGCUGGUGGAGGAGCUGUCCAAGAGGAACGUGGCCCUCCCAGAGCCUCGUCUCACCAGGUCGGCCGGUGCCGGCACCGUGCUCCCACUCUACUUUGUAGGGCUGUACAGUGAUAAGAAGCUUUUUGCAGAGGCUCCAGGGGAGACAGUUCUGGCUGCAGAGGAGGAGGCGGCACGCGUGGCCUUGAGGAAAAUCUAUGGCUGCACUGAGAACCGGAGACCCUCUAACUUCUCUGCAGCAGAGGAGCAGCUCGGACUCCUACCCUCAAUCCUUCAGCAGCAGCUAAAGGACAUGUCACCCCAAGCACUGUAAUGUCUUCCAUCAGUUGAUGACAGCUCAUGACAUGCCAGAGGGUCAAAGUCAAGCGGUUCCCUUAGCCUAUCAGGACCAACAUCUCACAGACUCAUAAACCCAGACCUAGGGAUACCCUCCAAACUAUGUGGUCUGCUCAGCCCUUUAAAUUAGAGGACUGUCCUUUGGCAAAAUAAUAUUUUUUUGUGUAAUAUAUUAUUGAUGUAAAAACAAAAUGUAUGUGUAUCCCUGAGCAUGUCUCUUCAAAGAAUGUUUAUUAUACCAUCUUUGGUUUAA
Oncorhynchus gorbuscha (pink salmon) is the source of this 1431-nucleotide messenger RNA. RefSeq names its product 39S ribosomal protein L44, mitochondrial-like. Gene Ontology annotation, biological process: regulation of gene expression; primary miRNA processing; rRNA processing. Gene Ontology annotation, cellular component: nucleus. The record is from RefSeq and is a predicted model, not a curated record. Lineage: Eukaryota; Metazoa; Chordata; Actinopteri; Salmoniformes; Salmonidae. The transcript has 4 exons. Gene Ontology annotation, molecular function: double-stranded RNA binding; ribonuclease III activity. Bases 130 to 1155 code for a protein of 341 amino acids.